Molecule: messenger RNA, 1249 nt
Organism: Microcebus murinus (gray mouse lemur)
Lineage: Eukaryota; Metazoa; Chordata; Mammalia; Primates; Cheirogaleidae
Gene: LIMD2
Product: LIM domain containing 2
Source: RefSeq, a predicted model, not a curated record
GCGGCCGCUCGGGGACCACUGGCAGCGGCGUCAGCCUCCGCCCGCGCCCUCCUCGCACCCGAGGCGCCCCCCGGAGACCGACCCCGUCCCGCGGCCCAGGCGGGGGCCUGGUGAGACCCGCAGGCGGGCCGGGGGGUCCUGUACCGGCUCCCGAACGGGGCGCCAAGAACCCAGCGCGUGCUGCGUCUCCACUCGGGGCCAUCACCACCUCCAACGAGCCAUGUUCCAGGCUGCAGGAACCGCCCAGGCCACCCCAUCUCAUGAAGCCAAAGGUGGCGGUGGCGGCAGCACGGUGCAGCGCUCCAAGUCCUUCAGCUUGCGGGCCCAGGUGAAGGAGACCUGCGCCGCCUGCCAGAAGACUGUGUACCCCAUGGAGCGGCUGGUGGCAGACAAGCUUAUUUUCCACAACACCUGCUUCUGCUGCAAGCACUGUCACACCAAACUCAGCCUGGGCAGCUACGCGGCGUUGCACGGGGAGUUUUACUGCAAACCCCACUUUCAGCAGCUGUUUAAGAGCAAAGGCAACUACGAUGAGGGGUUUGGCCGCAAGCAGCACAAGGAGCUCUGGGCCCACAAGGAGGUGGACCCUGGCACCAAGACAGCUUGAGGCCUUCCACUCCCUCAGUGGGGCCAGGUCAGGGCUUGGACAGGGGCAGGGCGGGAAGGGAUGAGGCUUGCUCAGGCAGAGGGGCACAGGGCAGGGCCCGGCUCCAGGACUCCUUCCUUCUCCCCCAGGGGUGGGGGUUUGGAACCAGGAUUGGGGUUUGCUCACCGCCCUGCUUCCUGCUGCCUUCCACCCCAGCUUCCCUAUCUAGGUGCCUUUUCUCCAGCAAGGAGUCAGCAUGCCCUCCUCAGGGUCCUAAGCUCCCUCACUGCCACCCGGGCCUGGCCAUGUCCGACCCAUAAGUCUCCCCAUCUACCUCCGCCCUUAGCCUGGUCCUGAGCCAUGGAGACAGAGAGGAAGGAGGGUGCCACCUGUUAGGCCUCAUGGAUGCUACUGCACGCCCGUGGGGGAGGGGAUGGGGAAGUGGAGCCACCCUGCCCAGGCAAGGCAGGGCCUGCCCCAGCGGGGCUUGCGACCAUCUCGAACCACCCCUGUCCGUGGAGAAGCGGAAGUAAAGCACCCGCCAAGCUGAGCACCCCAGAGACUGGCAGUGGGGCUGGCCACAGCCCCCUCCCCUCCUGUUUCUACCCGUCUGUCUGUUGUGAUCAACCCCAUUUUAAACAUGUUUAAAAUGUUUAAACAGUU